Molecule: messenger RNA, 753 nt
Organism: Ustilago hordei
Lineage: Eukaryota; Fungi; Basidiomycota; Ustilaginomycetes; Ustilaginales; Ustilaginaceae
Product: putative PRE10 - 20S proteasome subunit C1 (alpha7)
Exons: 2
Coding region: 1-753 (250 amino acids)
Biological process (GO): ubiquitin-dependent protein catabolic process
Cellular component (GO): nucleus; proteasome core complex; proteasome core complex, alpha-subunit complex
Source: RefSeq, a predicted model, not a curated record
AUGGCAUCACAGGGUACCGGAUACGAUCUCUCGUCGAGUACUUACUCGCCCGAUGGCAGGAUCUUUCAGAUCGAAUAUGCAGCAAAAGCAGCAGAAAACGCUGGCACAGCCAUAGCCAUCAAAACCAAAACCGGUGUCGUAAUUGCCGUUGAAAAACUCGUCCAAUCCAAACUCCUCGUCCCCGGCUCCAAUCGUCGCAUCUUUAACGUAGCCCCCCACAUCGGUAUCGUCUCAGCCGGUCUCAUCGCCGACGGCAAACAUCUCGCUACCCGUGCACGCUCAGAAGCAGUCUCUCAUCUCGACAACUACCGUUUCCCUGCCCCUGUCAAAACUCUUGCCGAUCGAGUAGCGUACUACGUUCAAGCAUACACACUCUAUUCUUCAGUGCGACCUUUCGGUGUUUCGGCGAUCAUCGCUGGUAUUGACGACACUAAAGGGCCUCAAAUUUACAUGAUCGAACCCUCGGGCGUGUUCUGGGGCUAUAACGGAUGUGCAGUGGGAAAGGGGAGACAGUUGGCUAAGACCGAGAUUGAGAAGUUGGAUCUCGAGAAUCUGACGAUGAAGGAUGCAGUCGAUGCCGCUGCCAAGAUUGUUUUCAAGGUGCAUGACGAUGCCAAGGAUAAAGACUUUGAGUUGGAGUUGAGCUGGGUUGGGCCAGAGAGUAACGGUGUCCAUACCGCCGUGCCCGCGGAUCUGAGGGCUGAGGCGAUUAGUAAGGCUAAGGAAGCCCUGGAUGAUGAGAUGGAGGACUGA